This is a messenger RNA of Coniosporium apollinis CBS 100218, 2367 nucleotides long. RefSeq lists its product as uncharacterized. Gene Ontology annotation, molecular function: diphthine-ammonia ligase activity. The record is from RefSeq and is a predicted model, not a curated record. The transcript has a single exon. Gene Ontology annotation, biological process: protein histidyl modification to diphthamide. The coding region runs from base 1 to 2367 and encodes 788 amino acids. Lineage: Eukaryota; Fungi; Ascomycota; Dothideomycetes.
AUGUCUCCAACCAAGCACAAAGUCAUCGCCCUUAUUUCCGGCGGCAAAGACUCACUCUUCUCACUCCUCCACUGCCUCGCCAAUGGCCAUGAAAUAGUCGCUCUAGCGAAUCUCUAUCCCGCGCCCAGCCCCAGCGCCACGACUUCAGAUGACGGCGAGGGCCCCGAUAUCGACAGCUACAUGUACCAGACCGUCGGCCACUCCCUAAUACCGCUGUACGAAGAAGCCCUCAACCUCCCGCUCUACCGCCAGCCCAUCCUUGGCUCCGCCCUUUGUACCGCUAGGGACUACGCUCCCUCCCCUUCGGUACCCUCCACUGCGGCCGAAGGAAGGGGAUCUGCGGCCCCAGCAACGGCAGACGAAGACGAAACAGAGUCCCUGGUCCCGCUCCUCCAGCAAGUUCUCCUCGCGCAUCCAGACGCAACAGCCCUCUCCACGGGCGCCAUCCUCUCGACCUACCAGCGCACACGCAUCGAGUCCGUGGCGCUGCGUCUCGGGCUCGUGCCGUUGGCGUUUCUAUGGCAGUACCCGUACCUCCCGCCCUAUGCCCAGACGUCGCUGCUGAGCGACAUGGCGGCUUUGGGCAUGGACGCGAGGAUCAUCAAGGUUGCGUCCGGCGGGCUGGAUGAGGGGUUUUUGGGGCUCAAUGUCGCCGAUCCACGGACGGUGGCGAGGCUGGUGGGAAGGAUGCGGAGGUUUGGUGGGGGAGGGGGAGGCGCGGUACUGGGGGAGGGAGGAGAAUUUGAGACGUUGGCUGUGAGAGGGCCGGGGGUGCUGUGGAGGGGGAAGAUCGAGCUGGGGGGAACGGAGGCAAUGGUUGGAGAGGGAGGAAGUGUAGUGUUGAGGAUCAAAGGUGCGAGGGUGGUGGAGAAUGAGGAUGGGGAGGAAGAUGGUGGAUUGAGCAGCUUGAGGAUACCGGCGCUUUUGGACGACGAGUUCAAGAUGCUUUGGCAACGUUUACGGGAGCUGGACACAGAAAACACCACCGCCGCACGGAUACAACAGUCUACGCCUACCCAACCCGGUCCCCCAAUAUCUCUCUCCGAAACCUGGAUAACUACCCAAACCCCCACCGCCCUCCACAUCUCCAACAUGACCUCCCCGACCGCCGACCUCACCGCCGCAACCCAAAUGUACAGCAUCAUGGCCCACCUCGCCUUCGUUCUAGCAAGCCACAAUCUCCCACCCUCCUCCAUUAUCUCUAGCACACUCCUCCUACGCAGCAUGUCCUCUUUCACAUCCAUCAACCCCAUCUACGGCCACCUUUUUACGGCCUCCAACCCCCCCUCCCGUGUCACAGUCGCCUGCGGCGACGCGCUGCCAUACGGCGUGGAGGUCGUGCUCAGCGUCGUUGUUGAUCUCCGGGGCGAGGGGGGCGAGGGUGGCGGUGGGUUGCACGUGCAAAGUAGGAGUUACUGGGCGCCGGCGAAUAUUGGGCCGUAUUCGCAGGCCAAAAGCCUGAGGAUGGCGCCUCUCACGGCGGGUGAGUAUCAAGACGGGCAAGGGGAAGGGCCCAGAGAAGUGUUCGUCGCGGGCCAGAUCCCGCUUGUGCCGGCGAGUAUGGAGAUCAUUGGGCCGAACGACUUGAAGCGGGCGGGGCUGGAGGUAGGAGGAGAUAAGAUGGGGGAGUUCCGGGCGCAGACUGUGCUGGCGCUGCAGCAUCUGUGGCGGGUUGGGAGGGCGGUAAACGUGCAGUGGUGGACGGGGGGCGUGGCGUUCCUGGCGAAGUGUACAGAGGGGGAGGCGACGGCGAGGGCGAGAGUAGCGGGGAGGGCUUGGAGGGAUCUUCAUCGGGUACUGGGUGAGGCUGGACGGGGAAACAGUGAGGAUGAGGAAGAGCUGGAUGUGUGGGAUCUCAAGAACGGUGUGACCCACCAACCUAACGCGAACGAAAGCGCCGACGGCGAUGGCCGCCCGCCUCUUCCAGACUCUAGCAUUGUGCAAAUCUCCUCGCAAGAGCAGUCCCCGACACCACCCUGCAUCGUCGUCCAAGUAGACGAACUACCGCGCGGCGCAGCCAUUGAAUGGACGAGCGUAGGCCUCGCUGACUGUUCCCGCAUCGAUUUCGAAGAGGUAAGCCUGUCGCCAGGCCUGCCCUCUUACAAGACGCAAGUCGCCGGCACGGAUUCGUGCAUGGUAUGGUCAGAGAUCGCAACGCCGGACCGCAUCUGGUUGGUGGAUCACCUGCUUGACCAUCCCGACAAUUCGCCUUCCGGACAACGAGGUAGACAGACGACUGUCUAUACUUCAGAGAGUCUGAAUCUCAGGUGGUUGAAGACGACGAGUGCGCAGAUCAUCCCUUGUCGGCGUUUAUGGGACGUGGAUGGUAGUGAGAUCGCCGCUUCCGUGCUCUCCAGGGUAUGGUAA